UCUAAAACGUAGUGUGUAGGCAGUAGUGUAGUGGCUAUAUACUUGAUACUUUUUGUGCCGUCCGCCGACUCCGCGGUUUUGAUUUUACAUUCGAUACAUCGACUUAAGGUGUAUAUAUAUAUAUUUCACGAAUAAGAUGGACACCAUGAAGAAAAAUUGGUUUACGGAAUCUUGUGAAAUGUGGCCUGGAAGCACAUUCUCAUUUGAAGUGAAAGAAGUCUUAUACCAUGAGAGAUCCCAGUUCCAAGAUAUCCAAGUUUUUGAUACCACCAGCCUUGGCAAAGUUCUCGUACUGGACGGAAUUAUUCAAUGCACACAGAAAGAUGAAUUUUCUUACCAAGAGAUGAUAUCGUUCCUGCCUCUUUGUUGCCAUAAAAAUCCAGAGAAGGUGCUCAUUGUGGGAGGUGGAGAUGGUGGUGUCGCCAGGGAUGUAGCAAAACAUCCUAAAGUCAAGGAAAUUGUACAGGUAGAAAUCGACGCAAAAGUUAUAGAAGUCUCCAAGAAGUACCUUCCAUUUAUGGCUGUUGGUUUUGAAAGCAAAAAGCUGACUUUACAUGUAGGGGAUGGUUUCGAAUUUAUGAAGAACCAUAGUCACGAAUUCGACGUUAUUAUAACAGACAGCAGCGAUCCUAUUGGGCCUGCUGUCAGCCUAUUCCAAGAAAAUUACUUCGCAUUAAUGAAAAGUGCAUUGAAACCUAAUGGUAUAGUUUGUUCGCAAGCGGGAACCUUCUGGGACAGUAUGGGUCUAGUUAAAAAUACACUCCGUUUUUGUAAAAAUCAAUUUCCAAUUGCUGCGUACGCAACAACUUCAGUUCCUACCUAUCCGUGCGGUCAAAUCGGCUUCGUGAUUGGCUCUUUAGACGAAAGCGUUAAACUUGAUCAACCAACGACAAAAUUCUCGCACGAAGAAAUAAAAAGUAUGAAUUUGAGGUACUAUAAUAGUGACAUCCAUAAAGCUGCGUUCUCACUUCCUUCGUUUGUUAAGAAUGAAAUUGAAUCUUAAUUUUAUGAAGAUACUUUUGUACUUAUUCAAUAUGCAUUUAUUUUUACAUUAUCGAUUCAUUGGUGGAUCCAUUUAUAAAUCUUUAUGCAAAGCUCGAAUCGAAUCUAGUUUUAAGUGUUUUAAUUAAUUAUUUUAUAUUCUGUGCCUUCUAAUAAAUGAGGAGAAGAUUUUUUGUAAUGCCUAAUUGAAAGUACUAUUAAACAUAAAACGUUUACCAGAUAAUACAGUGCGUUUGGAAAAGGUUUUAGUGUAAAAUAUUUUUAUAUUAUAAGGAGCUGCGUUUCGCAGUUUCACCGUCUUUAAAUUUAGACUAUUAACGUGACAAGCGUGAAUUGAAUGUUCUCGUAAUAUAUAGACUGAAUAAUACUCGGAGAUGUUUAUACUUUAAUACAUUCCAGAACAUUCCAUAUUUUUUAUACAUAUAUUUAUAUACUAGCCUAAAUUUUAAAAAAGUUUGAUGCAUAUAAAAAUAGUAGUAAGUACGUAAUUAUUGUGAUACAUAAAUCGAAAUACAUAUUUUUGUAUAUUGUUGCAUAUAUUAUAUUUACUGUUAAA
Molecule: messenger RNA, 1558 nt
Organism: Vanessa atalanta (red admiral)
Lineage: Eukaryota; Metazoa; Arthropoda; Insecta; Lepidoptera; Nymphalidae
Gene: SpdS
Product: spermidine synthase
Exons: 4
Coding region: 137-1003 (288 amino acids)
Biological process (GO): spermidine biosynthetic process
Cellular component (GO): cytosol
Molecular function (GO): spermidine synthase activity
Source: RefSeq, a predicted model, not a curated record